GUUUUAUUUUUGGAUAAAAAUGUUAUUAAUAAAUACAAUCUCUCUUAAAAUACCUUAUUGGGUUAUGAUAAUCAAAACAGUCCUGCGCUAGAUCAAACCAAACUAAAACUUUAAUGAUUUUUUCCCCCCCACUAAUAAAAGGUUUUUAUCAUUAGUUAGCUCCACACUGGAGAGCUGCUUUAAAACAGAAAAUCAAGUUAUAAUUCUAGCGACACUGACUCUGUAUUUUCAUGUUUAAUACUGUAAAGCUGCUUAAUGUAAGGCUAUCUAUUGCAUAAAGGACUGUAAUAUAAAUAAACGUGACUGGACUUUUCUUUACUGGAGUGCCGAACUUCAGAGUUCGUGCAAACAUCCACAUCGCUGUAAUCAAAUGUGUUCUUAAGGGCUGCUUUUACAUCGCGGUCAGUUUUUGUAGUGUUUAUUUUGUUAUUAAGAGAAAGGCUCGCAGUAUAUAUUUACAUAUUCAUCCAAACGCGCUCAGCAGCCUCAGGUUCUCAGGUUAACUGAAGCGCUGUUUUCUUUCGAAUCGCAUCAGGAGAGCUGAAUUACAGUCUUGCGCUACAGCGCCACACUGGUCAAACAGCAUUAUUGCAGGCUCUCACAUAAGGUCAUACGAGAUCAAACCACUACUCAACAAAAACAUUUGUCGACAAUUUGUUUUAUUGUCGACGUUGUCGACUAAUUGUUUCAGCCCCAGUAUAUAUAUAUAUACUAAAGUCAAUACGCUACAGAGAGUCAUGCGCUUUCACAUCUCCCAACUGCUCACAAUCAUCUAUUAACGGCGCAAUAAACCGAUUACACAAUACUAGACUGCAAAACCAAAGCACUCCAAAACAGAAACUCUAAGAUAAAUUAAAGACUUUGACUUAACACAAGGAAAACCAUUUUUUUGAGUGGAUGUUGUCAAGAAGCGAAUGUAAACUGUGAGAUGCUUUGUCUUCUAACAGGAGGGAGGGGGGCAAAUAACAAUUUGGCAUGCACCAGUCAGAUUCAGAGCAUCUGAAGAAAAUGCGUAACUGAAUGGAAUGAAGUGGGGGAGGUUGCCUGUUUGGGUAAUUUCACCUUGUCUGUUGAGUUGAGGUUUCAGUCGCUGUUUCCUCUCAUUUGAGAGUUGCGUAAAGUUCCAGCUCUCUUCGACAGUGUUACUGUCAUGUUCUACUACAUGAAAGUCCUCUCAACUCUUCUGUGUUUACUGUUGCUUCACCAAAAUGCAAGCGCAAAUUGUCCACCAGGUCAGAGGCUCAAUUAUAAUACGAAAAUUUGUGAGGCCUGUCCACUAGAACAAUAUAGCUCUAAACCUGGAACACAUUUUGCUUGCCAGAACUGCAACAAAUGUGAAAAAGGUAGUGAGGAACUCAGUGCUUGCACACCUACCAGUGACACUCAGUGCAAAUGUAAAACAGGCUUUAUACCCAUUUAUCCGCUAAAGGAAGAUAUGUGUACUUGUGAAAAAGGUUCUGGAAUAGAUGAAAGAGGAAUAUGCAAAAAAUGUCAGAAUGGCUUCACAGACAAACAUGACUCGUUUUGUAAAAAAUGGAGAGAGUGUAAAAGUGGGAUUAAUAUCCAAGGCACCACCACUUCUGAUGCUGUCUGCAAAAAUGCCUCGGAAGAGGUGACAGAAGCUCCCAAAGCCCAUACUACUUCCACGGCCACUUCAACAACUACAGUCUCCUCUCCCAUCAACACAAAAAAAGACAGCUUCUACAGCUUGUGGCUGGUUAUGGCAUGUGCUAGUGUUAUUCUGCUGGCUGGACUCCUGUACCACAAGUGUAAAGUCACCCACUGUAUUCAUAACCACAAGAAAGUGGAUUUUCGAAAAGAAAGUGUAUGCAGAAAGCCUGUUGAAGAAUCCGGGGAAAAGUGCCUGUCUUUGCUCGUCUAACACAGUUGUUAACGGCCUCAGUGUUUCUUUUUGUGGAAUAUUUUUUAUGCAUGCAAUAUUAGUUGUUAUAUAACUAGUUAAAUUGCUGUUAACUUCAUUAAAUUUCCACUUAAUAACACCACUUAAAGGGAUAGUUCACCCAAAAAAUGUAUCAUUUACUCACCUUCAUGUUGUUUCAAACCUGCAUGAGUCUCUUUCUUCUGUUGAACACAAAAGAAGAUAUUUCAGUAUUUUUUUCCAUACUAUGGAAGUCAAUGGCUGCCGUCAACUGUUUGGUUAGCAAUAUUCUUCAGCGCAUCUUGUUUGAAAACGGAAGAAGAUAUUUUGAAGAAUGUUGGUAAACAAACAUGCCAAUGAAUAAAGUAUUUUUUUCCAUACUAUGGAGGUCAAUGGCUGCCGUCAACUGUUUGGUUACGAAUAUUCUCAGCGUAUCUUGUU
Molecule: messenger RNA, 2320 nt
Organism: Cyprinus carpio (common carp)
Lineage: Eukaryota; Metazoa; Chordata; Actinopteri; Cypriniformes; Cyprinidae
Product: tumor necrosis factor receptor superfamily member 6B
Biological process (GO): regulation of cell population proliferation
Cellular component (GO): external side of plasma membrane
Molecular function (GO): signaling receptor activity; cytokine binding
Source: RefSeq, a predicted model, not a curated record